UUGGAUCACAAAACCGGUGGUCAUUAUGAACAUGGAUCUCAAGUCAAACUUUUAUCUGAUUCUACUUAAACUCUUCUUUGUGGAAUCUGCAAUAAAUGGCUCAGUUUCGGAUAAUCCAAACGACGUCCAUUUCUACCUGCAUCCUUAUCCAGAGUAGGAACCCUGAACAAACAAUUGAACUCCUCCCAUGGGACAAAAAAACCUUGAAAAGGUUUGAGUUUAGAAGCAGGAACAAAACGUUAUUUUUAAUUCAUGGCUUCAUCUCUAAUUCCCAAACACAUAUGCCAGUCACACUUAGGAAUGAAUAUCUUUGCUCUGGACUAAACUACAACGUAAUCACCGUAGAUUGGGGGCUCCUAUCGCUUCCAGCAGAAUCUCCGCUAACAAUACCCGUCAUUUUAAAAUCCUUCCCUGUCGUAGUUCAAAACAUUCCAAGAGUUUCCAAACGCAUCGCUAAGUUCAUUGAGUUUUUAGUUGAUCAAGAUUUUUCCACCCUUCAGCAAAUCCAUCUUGUGGGGCAUAGUCUCGGUUGCCAUGUAGCAGGUCAGGUUGGUCACAGAAUUCAAAUAAUUCGGCCAGGGCAGAAGUUGGGGCGCAUUUCAGGAUUGGAUCCUUCCGGUCCAAGUUUUCAGCAUCUUCCGCUUGACCUAAUUUUGGAUGAGAGUGAUGCUUCCUUUGUGGAUGUUUAUCACACCAACACAGGAAUACUUGGAUACCUCGGAAUAAUGGGACAUGUAGAUUUUUACCCUAAUGGUGGUCGACUACAGCCAGGCUGUUUUGGGGAAUCCAUUUGCAGCCACAACAUUGCUGUGGAAGUGUUUGCCGUCACAAUAAACCAAGUUGUAAAUGCCUGCAAGUGUAAGCACUUUAAGGAUUGGGGGCUAAGGAUUUAUUGCCCUUGCGAUGAUGAAAAUCUCGACAUACGGGCAGGUGAAUUAAUUCCGACUAAUGGAACUGAAGGACAAUAUUUCUUUACAACCUCGCCCAGCAUCCGGCUUUGCGUACCCUUUGAAUUCAAUUGUUAAUUGGAAGAUUAUGAAGGAUAUUAAAACACAUUUGCGUGUAUUACAUAUUCUCGGUGAAUUUUAUUAAUUACGCAAAACAGUGUAGCUGCAUAACAAAGUUACGUAAAAGUCAUAAUAAUAAGAUUAACCUAAA
Molecule: messenger RNA, 1158 nt
Organism: Folsomia candida
Lineage: Eukaryota; Metazoa; Arthropoda; Collembola; Entomobryomorpha; Isotomidae
Product: inactive pancreatic lipase-related protein 1
Exons: 6
Coding region: 96-1025 (309 amino acids)
Molecular function (GO): lipase activity
Source: RefSeq, a predicted model, not a curated record